AUGGUUAGCCUACAAGGUGCCCAGAAUUUUUUGAGUAGUGUAGGAAUUACUUUGAAGCCCUCAAUUAUGACAACAACUGAUGAAUAUGGAAAUCGUUCAACUUUUGCCGGUGUUGACACGCCACUCCUCGGCAAAAUUGGUUUCAAUGUUGCUCCCGGAAGCGUAAAGUUUGGACGUUAUCAAGACCCCCGGACGGCCGUUCGUAACAGGCAAAAUAAUCGUGUUGCUCUCGAUUCCGAUUCCGGAGCUUCUCGUCGUCAUCCUGUGCCUUCUUCCACCGGUGGUCAGAUCUCCACAAAGGGAAUGACAUACGACGAAAUAAGAGAUCGUCUUAGAGGCACUGGGAGACUUUUUGAAGAUCCAGAUUUUCCUGCUGAUGGUUCCUCACUCUUUUAUUCAAUGAAUGCUCCUCGUGGAAUUGAAUGGAAGCGUCCGACUGAAAUAUGCCGUGACCCGAAAUUCAUUUCCGGUGGCAGAAGCCGUUUCGAUGUUCGACAGGGUGAACUUGGUGAUUGCUGGUUGUUGGCUGCCGUUGCCAACUUGGCUAUGUACGAAGAUCUGCUGAACCAAGUCAUCCCUCCAAAUCAGGAGUUUAACUGCUCCAGCUACUGUGGAGCUUUCCGUUUCGUCUUCUGGCGUUUCGGUGAAUGGGUUGAAGUUGUCAUUGACGAUCGUCUGCCCACCCGCAAUGGAAGUCUCAUCUUCAUGCACUCUGUUGACCAGGAUGAAUUCUGGUCUGCGUUGCUUGAGAAGGCCUAUGCCAAGCUCUUUGGAUCUUACGAGACCCUUCGUGGAGGUAGCACAAUUGAAGCUCUAGAAGAUUUCACUGGUGGUCUGGCCGAAUUUUACGAUCUUCGUGGCAAAGAGCCCAAGGAUUUCUCCAAGAUCCUUGCCAAAUCCUUCGCUCGCCAAACUCUCAUGUCAUGUUCUAUUAGUGCCGACCCGCAAGUUGUUGAAGCCAGACAACCAAAUGGCUUGAUCAAGGGUCAUGCCUAUUCGAUUACCAGUGUUGCUGAGGUUAAUACAAGAAAUGGGAAAGUUCAACUGAUUCGAAUUCGUAAUCCAUGGGGAAAUGAAGCCGAGUGGAACGGCCCAUGGAGUGAUCGUUCAUCAGAGUGGAAUUCAAUUUCAUCAUCUGAACGCCGAGGACUUGGUCUCACUGUUGAAGCUGAUGGUGAAUUCUGGAUGUGCUACGACGACUUUGUGCGAGAAUUCGAGAAGGUUGAAAUGUGCGCCUUGGGCCCACAAUCUCUCACCAUGGACGAAAGCCGCAAAAAGGUGGCCUUCGAAAUGACUGUUGAUCAUGGUGGUUGGACGCCUGGUGUCAAUGCCGGUGGCUGCCGUAACUUCCUCGACACUUUCUGGACGAAUCCUCAGUACAAAGUUUCAGUGGAAGACGCCGAUGAUGACGAUGAUGAAAACCUUGGAACUCUCAUUGUCGGUCUGAUGCAGAAGGAUCGUAGGAAGAUGCGUAAGGAGGGCGCCGAACUACUCACAAUUGGUUUCAUGAUCUAUGUCGUAAGUGUUUCUCAUAGUAUGUUGAAAGAUAAUCAUGAAGGUCCGCUAGAUAUGGACUUCUUCAAGUAUAACGCCGCAGUGGCUCGCUCACCCGCCUUUAUCAAUACUCGUGAGGUCACAGGUCGUUUCCGCUUGCCACCUGGUAAAUACGUCGUUGUUCCGUCAACUUUCAACAGAAACGAGCGUGCCGAUUUCGUUCUGCGUAUCUUCUCUGAGAAAGCUAGCACGGCUGAAGAAAUGGAUGAUACUGUUGGCGUAGAUACUCCGGAGAGUGAACUGUUGCCUGAACCCCUUACUGACUCUCAAGUGAGGGCCCUUAGGAAUGCAUUUGACAAGGUUAAAGGACCUGAUGGAGAGGUCACUGCUGAUGAAAUGGUCGAUAUUCUCAAUGUGGCCUUUGCUAAAGAACUCAACGAUGGUCGUGAUGUCCAAGGGGCGGCCGAUAAUAAGCCAGCGCCGGCACAACCUCAGAAAUCUUCUAAAUGGUGCAGUUGCUGCCUGUGCUGUGGCCUUGGCAAAAAAGGAGAGGUUGAAGAGAAUGGGCCUGCAACUGCUAAGAGUAAUGGCCACGCUGCUGGAAAUAAUAAGGACUUUGAAUUUGAGGGCUUCAGUGCGGAGGCUUCCCGUUCGCUCAUUUCUAUGAUGGAUGUCGAUCGAUCCGGUAGCCUGGAAUUCGAGGAAUUCAGAUCUCUUUGGGAGAUCUUGCGUCAUUGGAAGAGAGUUUUCCAGAAGUUCGAUGUCGAUAAGAGUGGUACUAUGAGCACAUUUGAGCUUCGAAAUGCUCUCAACUGUAUUGGUUACCAUAUUGAUAACGCUACUCUCACAAGUGCGGUCCUGAGAUUCACGAACAGAGAUAGAAUUCUUCGAUUUGACGACUAUGUCAUCCUUUGUGCUCGUCUGAGAAAUGCCUUCGAGGUUAUGAGUACUAACAAGUCCUAUGGAGGUCCAGAGUUACUUAACAUUCUCCUGUACUUGUAA
Messenger RNA from Rodentolepis nana, 2496 nucleotides. The record is from the annotation of a GenBank genome assembly. Lineage: Eukaryota; Metazoa; Platyhelminthes; Cestoda; Cyclophyllidea; Hymenolepididae.